GGAUGAACCGAACUGCGGCAUAGCUCAACGCCACCAUCGAUAUCGGCUUACCGCUCCUCAUCAAGGCGGGAUGGUUCUCUCAUUCAUCUUGGUCCAGAACCGGCAGGGCAAAACGCGCCUUGCAAAAUGGUAUGCGCCGUACAGCGAUGAGGAGAAAGUCAAGCUGAAAGGCGAGGUCCAUCGCCUGGUAGCACCAAGAGACCAGAAGUAUCAGUCCAACUUUGUCGAGUUCAAGCGGAGUACGAAAGUCGUUUACCGGAGAUAUGCGGGGUUGUUCUUUUGCGCCUGUGUCGAUGCUACCGAUAAUGAAUUGGCGUACCUCGAGGCCAUCCAUUUCUUCGUCGAAGUUCUAGAUCAGUUCUUUGGGAAUGUGUGCGAGCUAGAUCUGGUGUUCAAUUUCUACAAGGUAUACGCGAUUCUGGACGAAGUGUUUCUGGCAGGCGAGAUUGAAGAGACGAGCAAGCAGGUCGUAUUGACGAGGCUCGAGCAUUUGGACAAACUGGAGUGAGACAGCUUUCAGCCUUAUGGAAGCGUGGGUAGGAUAGAAUCUGUUCUGGAUAUUAUAGCAUUGAAAUGGUCACGGGAUGGCCAUCCGGAGUUAUUUGGUUUCGAGGGUUAACAUAUAUCGGGGCGCUGCGCUUGCAACUGUUGCCAUCCAUGUUGAUAGAGGGUUCUAUGAUGGCUUUGUUUAUCUAAUUUCAACGAUAAUACCUUAUGGAAAGCAAGUACAUUGGUUUACCUAAGAA
Molecule: messenger RNA, 746 nt
Organism: Aspergillus pseudonomiae
Lineage: Eukaryota; Fungi; Ascomycota; Eurotiomycetes; Eurotiales; Aspergillaceae
Product: AP-2 complex subunit sigma
Exons: 5
Coding region: 71-508 (145 amino acids)
Biological process (GO): clathrin-dependent endocytosis; protein transport
Cellular component (GO): AP-2 adaptor complex; intracellular membrane-bounded organelle
Molecular function (GO): clathrin-cargo adaptor activity
Source: RefSeq, a predicted model, not a curated record